Seriola dumerili (greater amberjack) is the source of this 1605-nucleotide messenger RNA. Its product is annotated as Fanconi anemia core complex associated protein 20. The transcript is spliced from 4 exons. The coding region runs from base 6 to 923 and encodes 305 amino acids. NCBI's taxonomy places the organism in Eukaryota, Metazoa, Chordata, Actinopteri, Carangiformes, Carangidae. Gene Ontology annotation, molecular function: ubiquitin binding. The record is from RefSeq and is a predicted model, not a curated record.
ACGACAUGGCUGAAAAUUACCCAAAGUCCAAACUUAAACGAAAGAAAUCCUCUGUCGAAAAGCUGAAUCUGGAGGUGUCCUCCAGGGACACAGUGAAGACGGGCCGUCUAACAGUGUUCUCCGGUGACAAGACAGCAGAGACCGAUGGGUCAGUGGUUCCUGCAGCAGCAUGGUGGAAUAGACAGCCGCUGGCUGCUGUGGAGAGUCUGUGGGCGUUCACACUGAAGUCUGCUCUGCCGUACCUGGAGAACCAGCACUGGGACCUGGUUCCUGAUCUUCCACAUCCAUCUACAGCGAGGCCAACAGCACUAAAGCUAGAUGAACAGCAGUGGUGUGACCUCAAAGAAGAGGUCGCUCCCUUCCCUGAACCCUCAACUUUGUCAAGUCCCGAUCCUGUCAGGCUCAGCUCCUCUGAGCAGGACCUCCCAGCACAGACCGAACCAGCACCACCCACCUCUGACAGACAGCUGUCCUCUCACAGCAGGCAAAGUCAUGAUGGAAAAACAGCGUCUCUUCAAGCCCCCACCAAAAGACGACGUCCGUCCCUCCACAGCUGGGAGGAGGCGGCAUCAUCAGCAGGAUGCUCAAGAGCCAGAGGAGAAGAGGGGAUGAAAGGAGGAGAGGAAGAAGAAGAGGCUGGACCAGUCAACAGAAAGCAUCUCACAGACCAGGUGAAGGUUUCUGACAGUCGAGUGUCUCUGCAGAAGGAGGGUGGAAAUAAAGAGGAGGUGGUGAAGGAUAAAGAGGAAGAGGAGGUACAGGGGAGUGUCAGAAGAGAUGGACGAGUAGCAGGAGGAGGAGAAGGAGGGCUGCAGAGCUGCCCCAUGUGCCUUCUGGUGUUUCCUGUGGGGUUCACCCAGAUGGACUGUGACGGCCACCUGGCCCAGUGUCUGUCGGAGAUGAAUGUGGACAUGACCUGGUGAGUCCACAGGAUGCUGCGUUGGCUGCUGUCCAGGAGCUGCAAGCGGCCCAGAUGCCCCACACUCUCCAGGAUCAUACUGUAUGGAGGACACACCCAGAGAGCAGCUCGUACAGUGAGGAUCAUUUACACUGGCUGUCCACUGAGAGAGGCCCCGGUGGUGGGAAGAACAUUCCUGUUAGGGAAGAGGGUUAGUUUUGAGUUUUGAGAAUUUUACACCCGGAGUAUUCUGAAAGCUGUAGUCACAAUGACUCUGAUGACUCCUCUCAGACGACCCUGCUGUCGUUUCAAAUUACCCUCUUUAGACACUAGAUCCCAAAUCUGGCUCCACUCGAGUCCAUCCACUUGGCCGCAGGCGCCUUUGAUUCCAGCUGGUCGAGAGGAUCUCCAAACUGAGAUGACAGUCCAACCUGCCUCCUCCUCUGGCAGAUGAAAGACCAAACUUGAACCAGUGCACAUCCUCCUCACAGAGCUGCUUUCAUAAAAAUCUAUUACACUGAUUGAUAGAGGAUUAUUAUUUUCUUAGAAUUAGAAAGCUGCACAGAAAUAACAACUGACUCAUUUUAAACCUAAAAGGUUACACAACCUGCCUUGUGUUUCUGGGCAGAUUAAUAAAUGUUAAUCAGGGAGCUUUAGAGGUGCCGUUCCAGUCAUUAUGCUAAGCUAGGCUAACCAUGAGAUUGAUA